Messenger RNA from Microtus oregoni (creeping vole), 1048 nucleotides. RefSeq names its product 39S ribosomal protein L2, mitochondrial-like. Gene Ontology annotation, cellular component: ribosome. Gene Ontology annotation, biological process: cytoplasmic translation. The transcript has a single exon. NCBI's taxonomy places the organism in Eukaryota, Metazoa, Chordata, Mammalia, Rodentia, Cricetidae. Gene Ontology annotation, molecular function: RNA binding; structural constituent of ribosome. The record is from RefSeq and is a predicted model, not a curated record.
AUGGCCCUGUGUGCGCUCACUAGUGCUCUGCACUCUCUGAGCCUGGCAUCCCUGGUCAUUACUGCCCAGACUCCAACUCUGCUCCGGGCUGCCCAGAUGCUGAGCAAUGCCCUUCAGCAGCCCUCGGCCGUGGCGUUGCCCUCUCAGCGUACGGUGCAUACAUCUGUGGACCUUAAUGCCAAGUUUGUGUCCUGGAAAAGUCGUACCAAGUACACAGUCAAACCUGUGAAGAUGAGGAAGUCUGGGGGUCGAGACCAUACAGGCCGCAUCCGAGUACAUGGUAUUGGUGGGGGCCACAAACAAAAUUACAGAAUGAUUGACUUCCUGCGGUUCCAGCCAGAGAAGGAGAGCAAGCCAGAACCCUUUGAGGAGAAGGUUGUCGUCGUCCGCUACGAUCCAUGCAGGUCUGCAGACAUAGCCCUGGUAGCUGGGGGCAGCCGGAAAUGCUGAAUCAUUGCCACAGAAAACAUGAAGGCAGGAGAUACAAUCCUGAACUCUAACCACAUAGGCAGAAUGGCAGUGGCAGCUCAGGAGGGCAAUGCGUAUCCUCUUGGGGCAUUGCCUGUGGGGACCCUCAUCAACAAUGUGGAAAGUGAGCCUGGCCGAGGAGCACAGUAUAUCCGAGCUGCAGGGACGUGUGGUGUGCUGCUUCGGAAGGUGAAUGGAACAGCCAUUAUCCAGCUGCCCUCGAAGAGGCAAAUGCAGGUGCUGGAGACAUGCACUGCAACUGUAGGCCGAGUUUCCAACGUUAAUCAUAACCAGCGGAUCAUCCGCAAGGCAGGACGGAAUCGCUGGCUGGGCAAGAGGCCUAACAGUGGGCUAUGGCAACGCAAGGGAGGCUGGGCUGGCCGAAAGAUUCGGCCACUGGCCCCAGUGAAGAGCUACGUGAAGCUGCCCUCUGUCGCUGGCCAAAGCUGACACACCUGGACUCUAAUAAAAUGCCCCUUGUUUAAAAAAAAAAAGAAAUCAAACAAAUGAAAGACACUAUUCAAGGUUUAAAAACUGAAAUAGAGACAAUAAAGCAAACACAACCGAGGGAAUUAUAGAA